Closterium sp. Yama58-4 is the source of this 6117-nucleotide messenger RNA. The record is from the annotation of a GenBank genome assembly. Lineage: Eukaryota; Viridiplantae; Streptophyta; Zygnematophyceae; Desmidiales; Closteriaceae.
AUGAGGAGUCAGGGAUUGGUCGCGCACAAGACGUCUCGAACAGGGGGAGCGGCGAAUCUCAAGGCUCCGUUAAAAGAGCUCUUCGUUUGCCGUUACGAGGACGUGUUCAAUGGACGUAGCCCGAUCAGCACGUGCAGGGAGAAAGGGUUCGAAGGACGGCAGGAGCUGCAACGCUUCUGGGACGAGCUUCUCCUCUUAAAAGUGAACGACGCCUAUCUUGCACAGUGCAUCGCAUCCAUCCCCGAGGAUCGCCUCAUUGGUCCUCUCAAGCCCACCAUCAACGAGAUCUUCUCUGCCUGCCUCAGAUAUCUGGGCGACGUGAAUUUCAUUCGAGUGGCACAUGCACUUGAAACCCUAGCCGUGUUUCUGCGGGAGAUUUUCAAGAAGAGGUUUGCAGAGCAGACCUUCACUAUAAUCACGCUCGUUGCAGGCAACGCGGACAGUGGGGAUGCGUAUUUUAAGAAGCUCAUUUGUGACGUCUCUGGGCUACUCACAGGGGAGAACGUGCCAGUGCUCAUAAAAGCACUUGGGACAAGGAGGAGGGGCGAGGGAGGGGCAGGUGGAUGGGCAGUGGGCGUAUGGGACGUGCGGUGUGCUGCUGCUGUAUUUCCUCGUCGCACUCAACCCCACUGCAAGAUCGCCUGCUGUGAGUAUGGGUGUCUGGGACUCUCAAGCGAGCAUGCUACAUCACAUCACACUGUCACGGAGAAGGUGGAUGGUCAGUGGGCCUGUGGCCGCAUGAGGGAUUCAUCGUGGGACGGACCGGGAAAAUUUCUCUUCCUCCUGUUGGGCGGCAUUCUUUGGCUGCUUCUGCUGUCAACACUCAUCCUCAUCCUCACUCAUCCUCAUCCUCACUCAUCCUCAUCCUCCCUCAUCCUCAUCCUCCCUCAUCCUCAUCCUCCCUCAUCCUCAUCCUCCCUCAUCCUCAUCCUCCCUCAUCCUCAUCCUCCCUCAUCCUCAUCCUCCCUCAUCCUCAUCCUCCCUCAUCCUCAUCCUCCCUCAUCCUCAUCCUCCCUCAUCCUCAUCCUCCCUCAUCCUCAUCCUCCCUCAUCCUCAUCCUCCCUCAUCCUCACUCAUCCUCUCUCAUCCUCAUCCUCCCUCAUCCUCAUCCUCCCUCAUCCUCAUCCUCCUCCAUCCUCAUCCUCCCUCAUCCUCAUCCUCCCUCAUCCUCAUCCUCACUCAUCCUCCCUCAUCCUCAUCCUCAUCCUCACUCAUCCUCACUCAUCCUUACUCCAUAUCCCCUCCACUCCACCCCAGUUGUGGCCGCAUGAGGGCUUCAUUGUGGGCCCCGGCAGGCCCCGGCAAGUCGCUCUCUCUCCUGUGGGGCGACUGCCUGCGCCUGCUGUUCCCGAGCUUAUGCUUGUCUCUCUGUGGCCGCACGAGGGCUUUGUUGUGGGGCCCGGCAAGUCCCUCUCCCUCCUAUGGGGCGACUGCCUGCGCCUGCUGCUGCUCACGUGCAGAGAUGCCUUUGACCCGCACGCCCUGCAAGGGGAGGGAGGGUUACCAAGGGCUAAGCGCCCAGGGGUGCCAGAAGUGGCAGAGAUAUCGCUAGGCCUUCUGGAGGCAUGUGUGGGAGCAGGAGCAGACCUGGUGGGCGGGUCUGGGAUUCAUUCAGGAGGGAGCAGCAUGGGCACGGGCGGGUGUGACGAUCUGGAGAUGCUGCACGCGCUGCUGCUGGCGCACAUGGGAGUGUUUGAGGGGCUGCAGGCGACGGCUGAGAGAAUCACGUUUGGGGCAGCUGCUAAAGUGUCUAUUACUGGAGGGAUCACUCUGGUGAACAUAAAGGAAUUGAGAGACCACUACGAGGUGCAGGCAGCAGGGAUGGGCAUGCGGCUGGGCAGCAUCACAGAAGACCAAGCACUAACAGUUAUUCGCAAGAAGGGCAUGACUGGACUGAAGGUGAAGCCACGUCAUGUGGGCCCCACACACGUGUACUCGGAGGGCACAGCUGAGCUGCGGAUUCUCACUGCUGUCACCCGGCUGCUGGUGAAGGAAAGCGAGACUCUAGUCCAAAUGGAGUCUUUUAAAAGAGUAAAGCUCGGCCCGAAUGAGUUUUCGUAUUCCCAGCCCGCGUUCUUCGGCGUUCCGUCUCUCCAUUGCAACAACAUCUCGAAGCCGAUUCCCUCUUCCGGCGACGCGAAAUCUCCAGCUUCAGCGAUUUUCGCAGACGCGAUGGCGCCACAAGUUCGUAGUUUCUCGCACGAUGUUCAACGGCCCGUCGCCGGCGACGGCUGCGACUCAACGAUGGCGCGUCGCACGUGCCACUUCGAUCGCGUGCCUGACGAGCUGGUCGCGGAAAUCGCGCGGUGCGUCUUCGCCAAAGCGCAGUCGGCGGCGGACGUUGCGGGGAUGCUCGUGACGUGCAAGCGGUUCAGCAGCGUUUGCCACCCCGCCGCCAGCUGGUCGCUACGCGCCUCCGCCGCCAUCGAAAUGCUUCUGCCGGCAGACGCGGCGCGAUGGACGGCGUCUGCGCAGCGGCUUCUCCUCAGCGCCGCGGCGGAGGGCAACCUCGAGGCGAUUUACGUUGUGGGCAUGAUCUCCUUCUACUGCCUCAACAACCACUGGGCGGGCGCAAAGCUCCUCGCGCAAGCGGCGGAAGCGGGGCACGGCGCGGCGAUGUACUCGCUCGCGAUAAUCAACUUCCACGGCAGCGGCGGCGCGGCGGACGACGCCAAUCCCGAGGUCGGCGUGGAGCUGAGCUGGCGCGCAGCGCGGCUCGGGUUCCUCCCCGCGUUACAGGAGCUCGGGCAUUGCUUCUUAGACGGGUACGGCGUCGCGCAGAGGACAUCGUUAGGGCAGCUGCUGCUACAGCACGCCGCGGCUGGCCUGGCGGAGGCGGAGCGGCGGAGCGCGAAGUCCAAGGCGCGCUCCGCGCCCGCUUCCCCCGCGUGCGCGGAAACAGGAGCUGCGGAAAGCAGUGGCCGUUUGCGCCAGGCGCAGGCGCAGGCGCUGGUUCAGCAAGGGGGAAAGCGGAAAGAGCAGCCGCAGCAGCGGGAGCUCCGCCGCAUCCCCCGGUCGCGCAGCUGGCCGCAGUGCCUCGUUUCUUCCCCCGUCGGCGCAGCCUCCGCCUCCGCCCGCGCGCGCGCGUGCGCGAGAGGUGACUGUAACGUGGCGCGCGGAAGGGGGAUGCUGCGAGUCGCCGACGCUGGAGGCGCGAGGCUUAGGGAGGAUGUGACUGAAGCGGAAAGAGGGGGCGGUGGCGCCAGAGGCGCGGCGGAAGGAAAGGAUGAGGGGAACAUCAAUGGUCGCGAUUACGCGCGAGGGGAGGAGCGGCAGAUGCGGCAGGGGGAAUCAAGAGUGGGCGGCGGUAGGAAUGAGGCAAGAGAGGUGGGAAGCGCGCAAGUUCCGUCUGAACAGGGGAAGGGUCGAACCCUGGUUUUCUCGCUCUGUUUGGAAGAGGAAAGGGAGGAGGAGGGGCAGGAGGGGGAGGAGGGGCAUGAGAGGCAGGGGGAGGAGGAGGAGGAGGAGGAGGAGGAGGAGGAGGAGGAGGAGGAGGAGGAGGAGGAGGAGGAUCAGAUGGGGAUGAUGAUGCUACUAAAGGAGAUUGUGAGGAAGAGGGAAGCGGAGGGUGCAGAGGGUGCAGAGGCCGACAUUCUGAGACGCUAUGGGGACGGGUGUGGAGAGGAUCAAGACUCUUGGAUGGAUUCGGAGGAUGACGAGAGUGAUGGGGAGGAGGGGGAGAGUGAGGAGGAGGAGGAGGACGAGAGGGAGGACGGGCCAAGCAGACCACUGCUGUCUGCUGCGCCCUUCGCAUCCCUCUCCUUCAUUCGGCAAAUGCUCCCACUCACCUCCUCUCCUACUGCUUCUGCCGCUGCCGCCACUGAUAUAGCUGGGCACAGCAGAGGAUCAGCAAUUGCAGCUACCCCUGCUGCUGCCGCCACGUCAGCAGCUGCUGCAUCCACCGCUGCCCUCCAGCUGGCGUUUCCGCGCCCGCAUGCCGCCCAUCGCGUGCACGAAUUCCUCGCCAGCUGGCACGCGCUACGCUCGCUGCCAGCUGGCAGGCGCUGCUGCGGUAACCCUGCGUGCUGCCGCCCGGAGACGAGGGAGAACGAGUUCAGGAGUUGUGUGCGAGCAGCAGCGGCGCGUGGGGGCAGGCGGGGGUCUUACCAGGCCGUUCUCUCCUCUCCGCUCCCCUUCCCCUUCCUUGUGCCAACAGUCAAACAAGGAGACGAUGCAUUGGAGAUCUGCCGCGUGGUGAACGGCAUGUGGCAGAGCAGCAGUGGCGCGUGGGGGCAGGCGGCACCAGAUGCGGUGGUGGAGGCGAUGCUGCAGCAUGCUGAUGCUGGGCUCACCACCUUUGAUAUGGCUGACAUAUACGGCCCUGCAGAGAGUUACUAUGGGGCGAUGAUCGACAGGCUGAGGAGGGAGCGAGGGGAGGAGGCUGCAUUUGGUGUGCAGGGUCUCACCAAGUUUGUCCCCCGCCCCGACCGCAUGACCCGAGACGUGGUGGAGGUUGCAAUUAACCGCUCCCGCACGCGCAUGCAAGUCAAGACCAUCGACCUGCUGCAGUUCCACUGGUGGGACUACAGCAACCCCGGGUACCUAGACGCGUUGAAGCACCUCACUGACCUCAAGGAGGAGGGGAAGAUCAAGACGAUUGGAUUGACCAACUUUGAUACUAAGCGGUUGCAAGUGAUACUGGAAAACGACAUUCCCGUUGUCAGCAACCAGGUGCAGCACAGCCUAGUGGACAUGCGCCCGCAGCAGCAGAUGGCUCAGCUCUGUGCUCUUACAGGGGUGCAGCUUAUAACGUACGGCACUGUGAUGGGCGGGCUUCUAUCAGAGAAGUAUCUGCAUGCAAAGGAGCCUAACAGCAUGUUCGGACCUCGUCUUGCCACACCAUCUUUGAACAAGUACAAGCAGAUGGUGGACGCGUGGGGCGGCUGGGCGCUGUUCCAGGAGUUGCUGAGGGAGUGUGAGACGGUGGCAAAGAAGCACGGGGUGACCAUUGCUGCAGUGGCCGUGCGCUCCAUUCUCGACCAGCCGGCAGUAGCAGCGUCAAUGGUGGGUGUGCGGCUGGGUCUGCAGCAACACAUCGCGGACAACAAGAAGAUCUUUGACUUGAAAUUGGACGAUGAGGACCGUGCGAGGAUCGCCAGUGUUACCAGCAGAGGCCGGGACCUCCUUGCUGUGAUUGGUGACUGCGGGGACGAGUACAGAAAAAAUGCUCCUGAUGCCGCCUGCCGUAUUCAAUGCCACAAUGCCCUUUCGCUCUCCCCCCCUUCGUCCCCCCUCAAAUCCCUCCGCUCUCUCUUUCCCCCCGUUCCCUUUUCCCCCUCCCCGCGUCCCCCCGGCUCUUCUAUACGACUCUCACAUCGCACUCUCCCUCUUCCAACGAGCAGCAGUCGCAGUAGGGGCGUCAGUGGGAGCACUGGCGAACCCUGCAGAGUCCCCCUGUAUGACUCGCACAUCCCCCUCUCGCCUCUGCAAAGAGCAGCGGUAGCCAUAGGGGCGUCAGUGGGAGCACUGGCCAACCCUGCACGGGCGGAUCUGGUGGCGGCUGUGGGGGAGACGACUGGGGUGGUGGCGCUGGGGCGCAUCAGAGAGCAGAUGAGGGCGAGUGAGGAGGGACGGGCAAUACUUGAGGAGAAACCCCGGGUAACAGACGCCACACUGCAGGCAGCAGAGCAGUGCGGCAGAGGCACCUUCGGCGCGGCAUAUGCCCACUUCAUGCGCUCUCGUCGUUUUGAGCCCCACGAACGCCCGCCCGUGCGAUUCAUUGACGACCCAGAGCUGGCCUAUGUGGCCACACGGCUAAGGGAAGUGCACGACUUUUGGCACACCAUGUUCGCCCUCCCCACCACCGUCUCUGGAGAGCUAGCCCUCAAGCUCAUAGAGUUCACCCAAACGGGCCUCCCCAUGUGCCUCCUUGCCUCCCUGGGCGCGCCCAUCCGCCUCUCCCCCGCCCGCCGCUCCCUCCUCCUCUCCUCCAUCUACCCCUGGGCUCUGGGCGCUGGUAUCAGAGCGGUGCCGCUAGCAGGAAUCUACUACGAGAGGCGCUUUAGGGAGGAUUUAAGUGACUUGAGGCUCGAAUGGAAGAUUGCUGCUGCUCCAUCGCGGUUCUUUGAGUGGAAAGUUGCUCCCACAGGACCCUGUGCCUUGACUCGUAAGGGCUGA